AUGUCGAGCAAAGCAGCUCGGAUUGGGGAAGAGAUAUGGAAAACAAAGGUUGAUAAGGUCAACGCGGAGCUGGUGACGCUGACAUACGGAACGGUGGUAGCCCAGCUCUGCACAGACUACGAGAGUGACUAUCUGGAGGUCAACCGGCAGCUAGAUAAAAUGGGUUAUAAUAUUGGCAUGCGGCUGAUAGAAGACUUUCUCGCUCGGUCCGGGAUGGGGCGGUGCACAAACUUCCGUGAGACGGCAGACGUUAUAUCAAAGGUCGGAUUCAAGGUGUUUCUCAACAUCACGCCCACGGUGACGAACUGGACGAGUGAUAAUAAGCAGUUCUCGCUAGUCUUUGAAGAGAACCCACUGGCAGACUUUGUUGAGUUACCAGAUGACGGUCGGGCUCAGGACGAGCUGUGGUACUCCAACAUUCUCUGUGGAGUACUAAGGGGAGCACUGGAGAUGGUACAAGUUCAGGUCGAGGCACACUUUGUCAGCGAUGUCUUACGAGGAAAUGACUCGACGGAGAUGCGAGUCACUCUUGUCCGUUAUCUUGAAGAUGAGCUGCCCCCGGAGGAGUGA
Microsporum canis CBS 113480 is the source of this 570-nucleotide messenger RNA. RefSeq names its product BET3 family protein. Lineage: Eukaryota; Fungi; Ascomycota; Eurotiomycetes; Onygenales; Arthrodermataceae. Gene Ontology annotation, biological process: endoplasmic reticulum to Golgi vesicle-mediated transport; intra-Golgi vesicle-mediated transport. Bases 1 to 570 code for a protein of 189 amino acids. The transcript is spliced from 5 exons. Gene Ontology annotation, cellular component: TRAPP complex; cytosol; cis-Golgi network membrane. The record is from RefSeq and is a predicted model, not a curated record.